This is a messenger RNA of Talaromyces rugulosus, 1887 nucleotides long. RefSeq lists its product as uncharacterized. Gene Ontology annotation, cellular component: exocyst. The record is from RefSeq and is a predicted model, not a curated record. Gene Ontology annotation, biological process: exocytosis. Lineage: Eukaryota; Fungi; Ascomycota; Eurotiomycetes; Eurotiales; Trichocomaceae. Gene Ontology annotation, molecular function: phosphatidylinositol-4,5-bisphosphate binding. The transcript is spliced from 3 exons. Bases 1 to 1887 code for a protein of 628 amino acids.
AUGGCCGGCACGAAAAACACCGCGUAUGCGGAGGAGAGCGCGGAGGUGGAGGUGCUCUACGCCAACCUCGACAAGCUGAAGGUGCUCACCAAGAAGAUCCAAGGAUCGAUGGAUCGCUUGGAAACAAGCGGCAAGGUGGUCAAGGAAGCAAUUGGGCCCAUCUACAGCAACACGCAGUCCCUACAAAUCACCAACAGCAAUAUCGACCGUGUGAUCGAAGCAAUCGAUAAGCUCCGGAAGCCGCUUGAUGCGAAGGGCCGGGAGGAAGGCAUUAUUCGGGCUGGACCCCAGAGUGCUGGACUAGCGCAAUACCUUGCUGCCUUGAAACGAAUCGACUAUGCUCUCCAGAAUCUCAACGCCACCAAUUUAAGGUCCAACCAGCAAGCAAUGACCGAAUUCUCAUCACUUUUGAGCACUGGGAGUCAAAGACUACAGGAUUUAUAUCGAUCGAUGUUAAGGCAGAAUAUCGAUAAAAUCGAGCCUCUACACUACCUUACGAAACAACUUCCUUUCCCUUCCAUACCUGAAGAAACCAUCGAGGAGCUCGCACCGAUCGCUGCCGCCAUUACUUCUGCCGCCACGCACUUGCCGUCACAGCGAGGAGGUUCUGAGGAGCCUUCAAUAUCAAUAUAUGCAGAAAUUCGCGGACCAUACAUAACGUCGAGUUUACAGAAUCUUGCCAUUGCUUCCAUCAGCACUGCGAAAAGACGCCCCGCAGAUGGCCCGUACAAGCAGGGCACCAACGGUAUCGGUGUUUAUUCAUCCGCCUUGGAAGGAUUCAUUGUGGUUGAACACGAUACUGUCGUCAAGAUUUACACAGGCGAUCAACAAGGCCGGGCAUUACAAGCAACGUGCAGGUCUUCUAUGGCAGAAUUUGCCAAGACCUUGCGAGAGCUUAACCAGUACAUCAAAGCCAACAUCUUGACGGAUUGCUUCCUUGCGUUUGAAGUUAUUGAGAUCGUAACUGCAAUGUCAUAUCGAAUCGACUCGAAAACGGGCGAGCUAAAAAGUCUGUUUAUAGAAGCCCUUCGCCCCAUCCGGGAAACUGCAAAGUCGUCGCUUUCCGAACUUUUGGAAGAGACGAAAAAGAGGGCAUCGGGGAUUACAGUCCUGCCACCAGAUGGCGGGACGGUUCCUCUAAUAAGUGAGGUGAUGAGCUCCUUGUCAACACUGACAGGAUACUCUGGUCCUUUGACAUCUAUUCUCACCUCCCUUGGUGACGGAAACUGGCGUUCCAAGUCUACAUCUACCAACACAACACCUUUGGACGUAGGUCCGGACAGUCAAACUCUUCUUUCUCAUUUUAUUCUUGACAUGAUCGAGGCUAUGAUUAGCUCACUCGAGAGUCGCGGCCGCAGUUUUUAUCGCUCCAAAGCAGUUCUAGGAGUCUUUAUUUCCAAUAUCUUCUGCGUUGUGGAUAGAUCAAUCCGCGCAAGCCCUGAAUUGUCGAGGUAUCUUUCUAGCCCUGAUAGCAUCUCACGAAUUGACGCGUUCCGCAAGCGUGGUACAUCUGCCUAUAUUGAUGCCUGGCGUGAAACGUCCCAGCAUCUGUUGGAUGUGCAAUAUACGUCUCGCGGUCCCCGUCCAACGUCCAGUGGCCCAGUCGACUCAGCUCAGGUAGUCAAGGCACUGUCUUCCAAGGACAAAGAUGCGAUUAAAGAAAAAUUCAAAUCUUUCAACGCUGGCUUUGAAAGUCUGGUUACCCAGCACAAGCAACUCUACAUGGAGCGUGAGGUGCGAGGUGCAUUGGGUCGCGAAGUUCAAGCUGUGCUCGAGCCGCUCUACACCCGUUUCUGGGACCGUUAUCAUGAGGUUGACAAGGGAAGAGGAAAAUACGUCAAAUGGGACAAAGCGGCCUUUUCGACACAGCUCGCUGGGUUGUCUUGA